Schistocerca gregaria is the source of this 663-nucleotide messenger RNA. Its product is annotated as cyclic nucleotide-gated cation channel beta-1-like. Gene Ontology annotation, biological process: CENP-A containing chromatin assembly; DNA replication-dependent chromatin assembly. The record is from RefSeq and is a predicted model, not a curated record. Gene Ontology annotation, cellular component: nucleoplasm. Gene Ontology annotation, molecular function: histone binding. NCBI's taxonomy places the organism in Eukaryota, Metazoa, Arthropoda, Insecta, Orthoptera, Acrididae.
AUGGAGGAAGGAGAGGAGGUGGAGGAGGGCGAGGAGGAGGUGGAGGAGGGCGGAGAGGAGGUGGAGGAGGGUGGAGAGGAGGUGGAGGAGGGUGGAGAAGAGGUAGAGGAGGGUGGAGAAGAGGUAGAGGAAGGUGGAGAAGAGGUAGAGGAAGGUGGAGAAGAGGUGGAGGAAGGCAGAGAAGAGGUGGAAGAAGGCGGAGAAGGGGUGGAGGAAGGCGGAGAAUUGGGAAGAGAGGAGGGGGAGGGAGAGAAUGAUUUAGAAAUAGCGUGGAACGUACUAGAAAUGGCGAGAUUGAUCUACUCUCAGAGCGAGGGAAAGAAAAUGGAGUUGUCCGAGGUUCACAUAUUGCUAGGUGAGAUUGCAUUAGAGGAGGAGAAGCUUGAUUUGGCGCAGAGUGAGAUAGAAAAGGCGCUUGAAUUGAGGUUAGGGUUAGGAGAUCGUCGAGCGCUAGCUCAUGCGCAUUUUAUGUUAGCGCUGGUUCUAGAGUGGAAGCAGGAUGAUCAGGCGGUGAUAGAUGCAUUAGAAAGGUCGAGGUCGUUGCUUUAUGAGGAAAUGAAGAGUGUGGAUGAGGAGCGAGUUGAAGAAAUCAAGCAAACGAUUGAGCAGAUUGAAAAUAAAAUUCAGGCGGUUAAAGACACAUUUUCGCCGGCGCCGGAGGAC